Sphaeroforma arctica JP610 is the source of this 155-nucleotide messenger RNA. RefSeq lists its product as hypothetical. Gene Ontology annotation, molecular function: GTPase activator activity; zinc ion binding. Gene Ontology annotation, biological process: intracellular protein transport; endoplasmic reticulum to Golgi vesicle-mediated transport; COPII-coated vesicle cargo loading. Gene Ontology annotation, cellular component: COPII vesicle coat; endoplasmic reticulum exit site. The record is from RefSeq and is a predicted model, not a curated record. Lineage: Eukaryota; Ichthyosporea; Ichthyophonida. The annotation marks the transcript as partial. The transcript has a single exon.
CCAAGUAGACUUUAUGCAAAAGGCCUGGAUCUGUCCCUUUUGUGUGUCACGUAACCAGUUCCCACCUCACUAUGCGGGUAUGACUGAGACCAACCUGCCAAUAGAGCUCAUCCCACAAUUUAGUACCGUCGAGUACACGCUGCCUUCGCAUUCAG